CCGCGCUGCGGCUGCUGCUACCGCUGGGCUAACGGGCUCCCACUCUGCGAGCUCCUCGUCUGCGCCCGCGUCUGCCGGUUCGCUACAGGAAGCCUCCGCCGCGCGUGUUCCCUGCUGCAGAACCUGAGACCAUGGCCAAACCAGCACAGGGUGCCAAGUACCGUGGCUCCAUUCACGAUUUCCCAGGCUUUGACCCUGGCCAGGAUGCUGAGGCCCUGUACACCGCCAUGAAGGGCUUUGGCAGUGACAAGGAGGCCAUCCUGGAGCUCAUCACUUCUCGGAGCAACAGACAGCGACAGGAGAUCUGUCAGAGCUACAAGUCCCUCUAUGGCAAGGACCUCAUUGCUGACUUGAAGUAUGAGCUGACGGGAAAGUUUGAACGACUGAUUGUGGGUCUCAUGAGGCCACUUGCCUAUUGUGAUGCCAAGGAAAUUAAAGACGCCAUCUCGGGUAUCGGCACCGAUGAGAAGUGUCUCAUUGAGAUCUUGGCUUCUCGGACCAAUGAGCAGAUCCACCAGCUGGUGGCAGCAUACAAAGAUGCCUAUGAGAGAGACCUGGAGGCUGACAUCAUUGGUGACACCUCUGGCCACUUCCAGAAGAUGCUCGUGGUCCUGCUCCAGGGAACCAGGGAGGAGGACAAUGUUGUGAGCGAGGACUUGGUACAGCAGGACGUCCAGGACCUGUACGAGGCAGGAGAACUGAAAUGGGGAACAGAUGAAGCCCAGUUCAUUUACAUUUUGGGAAAUCGCAGCAAGCAGCAUCUUCGGUUGGUGUUUGAUGAGUAUCUGAAGACCACUGGGAAGCCAAUCGAAGCCAGCAUCCGAGGAGAGCUGUCUGGGGACUUCGAGAAGCUGAUGCUGGCUGUGGUGAAAUGUAUCCGGAGCACUCCAGAGUAUUUUGCGGAAAGGCUCUUCAAAGCCAUGAAGGGCCUGGGGACUCGGGACAACACCCUUAUCCGCAUCAUGGUCUCCCGCAGUGAGUUGGACAUGCUUGACAUUCGGGAGAUAUUCCGGACCAAGUAUGAGAAGUCCCUGUAUAGCAUGAUCAAGAAUGACACAUCUGGCGAUUACAAGAAGGCUCUGCUGAAACUCUGUGGGGGUGAUGAUGAUGCUGCUGGCCAGUUCUUCCCGGAGGCAGCGCAGGUGGCCUAUCAGAUGUGGGAGCUUAGUGCAGUGGCCCGAGUAGAGCUGAAGGGAACCGUGCGUCCAGUCGACAACUUCAACCCUGACGCUGACGCCAAAGCAUUGCGGAAGGCCAUGAAGGGACUCGGAACUGACGAGGACACCAUCAUCGACAUCAUCACGCACCGCAGCAACGCCCAGCGCCAGCAGAUCCGCCAGACCUUCAAGUCCCACUUCGGCCGGGACUUGAUGGCAGAUCUGAAGUCUGAGAUCUCCGGAGACCUGGCGAGGCUGAUUCUAGGGCUCAUGAUGCCACCAGCCCAUUACGAUGCCAAGCAGUUGAAGAAGGCCAUGGAGGGAGCUGGCACAGAUGAAAAGGCUCUCAUAGAAAUCCUCGCUACUCGGACCAAUGCAGAAAUCCGGGCCAUCUGUGAGGCCUAUAAGGAAGACUAUCACAAGUCCCUAGAGGAUGCUCUGAGCUCAGACACAUCUGGCCACUUCAAGAGGAUCCUUAUCUCUCUGGCCACGGGGAACCGUGAGGAGGCAGGAGAAGACUGGGACCAGGCCCGGGAAGAUGCCCAGGUGGCUGCUGAGAUCUUGGAAAUAGCAGACAGACCCAGCGGAGACAAGACUUCCCUGGAGACCCGUUUCAGGACGAUCCUGUGCACGCGGAGCUAUCCGCACCUCCGGAGAGUCUUCCAGGAGUUUGUCAAGAUGACCAACUAUGACGUGGAGCACACCAUCAAGAAGGAGAUGUCCGGGGACGUCAGGGACGUGUUUGUGGCCAUCGUUCAAAGCGUCAAGAACAAGCCUCUCUUCUUUGCUGACAAACUUUACAAGUCCAUGAAGGGUGCUGGCACAGAUGAGAAGACCCUCACCAGGAUCAUGGUCUCCCGGAGUGAGAUCGACCUGCUCAACAUCCGAAGGGAGUUCAUUGAGAAAUAUGACAAGUCUCUCCACCAAGCCAUUGAAGGUGACACCUCUGGAGACUUCCUGAAGGCCUUGCUCGCUAUCUGCGGAGGCGAGGACUAGAGCCACUGGCUUUGGCCAGCACCUCUGCCGAGAAACGGUCAGCAGCACCAGCCGCCAUGACCAAGCCUGAUUACUCCAGCUCCCGGGAUGAAGGAAGGGACAGGGGUGGGGGGGGGGGGGUCAUGGGUGGGUUCUUGUCUUCAGCCGGGGUUUAGGGAAGGCUUCCACUCCCAUGGGCCACUGAAGGCCCAGCACGGUCACUCCUGCUCCCGUGUGAGCAGCUGAAGAUCCGUAGCCACAAAUUCCGUUCAUCUCCACUCCCCAUCUUCCACCUCAGCCUUUCCGGCUUCCGUCCCUUGCUGCAGCCACUGCCCUGGUUUGGGCUUUGUCAAAUCUAAAAACAUACUGAGCCUCUGCCUGUGAAAUGAGUGGAAUGUGUGCUUUGAGCCAUGGGGUGUGGUGGCCGGUGCCAGCUGAGUGUUCAAGGGGAGGGGACAGAAGGUUAAUGUCUUCCUGCCAAUUGCCAGACCUCUCACUGUUUCACCACCCACCCCCAUUCAGGUUUUUGUGCGAAAGACAGAACCAGGCCUCUGGAUACCUUCAAAUUUGUGUCACCACACAUGUGCUUUCUAGCUUCUGGCCAAUUUCUUUCCCUCCCCGAGUCUCUACUUUCUUAUCUACAAAAUGAGAGAGUUGGACAAAAGAAUGUUGACUUUCUCUUCUGACAUUGACAUUGUAGGAUGUGCCCCCAAAUCAUUCCCUUUCCACUGGCCUCUUUAAAUAAAAAUAGACCUAUAGACACAUAAACACAUUUCAUUGGGGAUCUGUGUUUUUGUCCUAGCCCUGCAGCCUGAGGUAGGCACCUGUCCAGGAAUAAGUCCUAACCUCAUCCUCUUGCCUGGGAAUCCCAGGUGAGAGUAAGCCAACAUCCCACCUGGGCAGGCUGGCCCAGCCCCCUCCAGCUCUUGGCUCCCCUCUCCUCCCUCUGCUGCCUGGACGUUGCUCUACGCGUUCUUCAUCCAUUACAACCAAACCCAGACUUCCUCUUUAGAGCUCUUCAAGGGCACCAGAUGCGAUCGUGAUCUGGGGAGGCCUGUGGAAAGUUUCUACUUUGUGCAGAUCACUGAUAAGCAGCAGGCUCAGCUGCAGCUUCUCUGUCUCCCUCCCGAGAGCUGUGUUUCUGCUCUGAGACUUGGGCAUGAAGCGGUCCCUUGAGUGCUGAGGGCACUGCUCCCUGUCCCGACUGGCCUGACUGAUUUUGGCAGUUCAGAGUAGGUGUGCAGGGAUCACAGGGUUUGGGUCAGCCACUGCCCUCACUGGGCAUCUCUACAGUGAGAGGAUAGACCCCCCCAGUUGUAAAGAGCCCCAUCUUCAUCUCUGCCAUAAUGAUGCUGAAAGCAAGACUGUCCUCCACUUCCUUCUCUCCACCAGGCUGUGAACCCAAACAGUAGGAGGGUCCACUGAGAGCUUUUUGGGGGGAUUUACCCGACUUCACGCAACUGUUACCGAAAGAUAAAUUAACAAGCAAUUAAGAGCUGUGGAGGCAGACCUUUGCUGCUAACCAACUGUGAGCCUCCAGGUCCACACAUCUCCUAGUCUUUGAGGAGGAAAUGAGGUGACACCUGCGAGUACUCAGCAGGGACGGGCCCUGCCUGGGGUCGGCUGUCAGCACCACCAGCCCAGAGGCAGGCCCCACUGUAGGAGAUGAUGAGCGGACCCCGAGGUUUUCUGAGCUCUCUUGUCAAGAACUCAGCAGCAGAUCACAGAGGCAUCCAAAGACAAACAGGAAAGUGCCUUAAAAAUGUGUGCUAAGGGGAAAAAAAGCUCUGGAGUCGAAAGGAAAGAGUGAUGGAAUCCCAUGGAAUAGAAGCAGGAGGCUCCCUGAGGCCAAGGGGAACACACAAACAGCGAGACCAGGAAUUUCUAGAAUCCCCAGAAACCAGGAAUGAGGAGAGCUCACGGAGCGCUUACGAUGUACGAGACCCUUCUAAUUCCUCACUGUGCAGCUUUCACAGUGACCCUCACAGAGGGUCACUCAGACCCUGAGGGUCAUUCACAGAGACCCUCAGGGUUUGGGAGGGCAAGGCCGAUAAGAUUAGAAAUGGGAGUUUACAUCCAAUGACAGAGGCCAUCAGUGUUUUCUCUUACAAGGUUGGCGGAGGGAGGUUCUUUGGAGGGAAGGCUAACCUCGUGCUUGAGAGCACUUGAGAAAAACCUGUGAAGGAGGGGUGGCUGGUUGGGAGGCUGUUGCAGUGAUCCCACUUAAGACCCAGGUGCCUGCAGAACAAACCGCAUUUUCCCUUGGAGCUGCGGCAGAGGAGGGAGUGGCCGCUAUCGGCUAUCUGAAUCCCGGCACCUCCCUCUGUCAUUCACAGUCAUUGACUGGAGCAGCUUCUACUUACUGAAGGCCUCCCCUGUGCCUCUCCACGUGCCUGAUGCUAAAGCUACAACACGGAAAACUGUUGAGUCCUGAUCCCUAAGAGCUGACCUGAGUGUCCCUCCUACCCAGCCUUCUCCAAAGCAUGGUGUUGAGGGACACCAGAGGUCGUUUCCCUGGCCAAAGUUCAAAGGAGACAAGUGGCAGGGACUAAGUUAAAACUAAAAGGAAAGAGAAAGCAGAAGCCCAAACCACUGCUGUCUCAAAGCGGGAGAAAAGGAGGAUGGUGGUGAUGUUUUCAGUGUGGAAGGGGCCCUCGGAAAGUCUCACCUCCCUCUCCCACUUACAGACAACUGUCACUUCCACAGAGGAAGCGACUGGCCCCAGGGCACUUGGCACUUCAGCGGAGGACCGAGGUGGAGCCUCGCAGUCCUGCCAGGUCUCAACCUUCUGGCACUGACCUUCCUCUUGCCCUGGACCCUGGCCUCUCCCUCCCGCGGCCACGCCCCCGCCCCGCCUCUAGCUCCUUGCUCCGCCUCCUGCCUCCAAGCCUGCAUUUUCCCCUCCGAGGGAACACUUCUCAGAACCCCUAAACCCGGGUGCUCCAACCUCAGUCUUUGGGGCCACAAGGAACUGUCUCAAGUGACCGGCGGGGAGGGAGUUUCCGGGCACCGCUGGGGCCACACUUCAGCUGUUGGAGAGCAGCGUGAGGACAGCUGGCUGUUGGAAGCCCCCUGAAAUGUUCCCCAGCUUUGCGAGGCCACCAGUCACCUCGGGAGGAGCAGCUUCUCCUCCGCAGCCCAGAUUUCCUUUGCGGUAGUGCCCGGGAUCACCCCUAUUCUCCUAAUGAGGAAACUGAGGGACCAAGCGGUGAAGCAAACUGGCCAAAGGUACAGGCGACACACCAUGGACUGAGCCGGAAAUGGGCUGAGAGCUCAUCCAAACCAACGCUCCUGUUUCACGAGUUUGAAAAUCAAGGCCCAGUGACCAUGGUAUUGCUGGGGGUCGGUACUUGGGUCUCCUGAUUCCUGCUCUGCUCACUAUAGACAUGUUGUUGUCCUCCUUCUCUUGAUUAAUGGAAGCCAGACUUCGGUGAGAAUGGGAAGGAGAAGUGUCAAGUUGCCCAACUCGAAUUUCAGAACCCCAAAGCAGCAAAUCGGUGUUUCUAACAGACCUGCGAGACCUCAGGUUUCCCCAGGCAGAUUUCCCCAUUUUACAGCUGAGUUAGGCAAGCAGGAAAUUAUAGUUCCUAACUGAGCCCUCUGCUCAGCAGUUAAUCUAUGAAAGCAGGCAGGCCGGCUGGAUUGGAAACCCAGCCAACCACUUAGAAGUAGCUAAGUCACUUGGCCUUUCUAUGCCUUGGUUUCCUUAUCUGUAGAGUGGGAAUCACAAAAGUUUCUACUGCACCAGAUUUUGUGAAGAUUAAAUAAGGCAAUGCACGGAUACCUCUGAGCACACUAUCUGGGACAUAAUAAGGGCCCCAUAUUGGGUAUUUGGUAUUAAUACAUAGUCUGGAUUCCAUUUCCUAGAGGAGGACUUGGAGGGGGAAUCUCUUUCAACAACCUCUGGUGAGUCCCUACACUGUGCCUGCCCCUUACCCCUGAAGAGCUCAGUGGGGAAAAGAAGAAAAAAUACAACCAAGACAGAGCAAGAAGUACCUCGUGCAGAGGCCACAGAUAACCACAGAAGGACGGACACAGGAUCCUUAGAAAAGGGGCAUGUGAGAGGCACCUCAAAAGACAAGGAGAGAUGUCUUCAACAAUAAAAGAUAUCGAAGAAGAAAGGGAGUUCCAGGCAGAGGCAACAGUAGGAGCAAAGGCCCAGAGGUGGGAAGUGGAGACCAUGGAAAGUGGCCCUGGGUGUCUUGGAUCGCAUAUCCAGUGUGUGAAGACACCAUCUGGGAGGGUCACAGAGAGUCCAGGCCACAGUGUGGACCUUACCCUCCAGGCCCUGGCCAGCCCCCAAAGGUGCCAGGGACAGGGGUAGUGUGAGUAGAGAUAUCCUUUAGAAAGAGGUCUCUGUGGCCAGCGUGGAGAAGGAAACUGGCUGGGAGACCAUCAGACAGGCUUGCAGUGUUUCCCAGAAAUGGAGGGAUGGGGACAUGAGCCAGGGCAGAAGAAGCUGACAUGGAGAAAAGAGAAGAAAGAUGUGGUGGUGCAGGAAACCGAGGAACCUGCUGUGGAGAAUCAGAGACAGAGGCAGAUACACAAAGCCAGAUGUCACUAUCUGGGAACCCAGAGGCAGGAAAUGCUUUUAAAAGCAGGAUGUGGGGGCACCUGGAUGGCU
This is a messenger RNA of Enhydra lutris kenyoni (northern sea otter), 6756 nucleotides long. Its product is annotated as annexin A6. Gene Ontology annotation, cellular component: cytoplasm; focal adhesion. The coding region runs from base 132 to 2153 and encodes 673 amino acids. Gene Ontology annotation, molecular function: calcium-dependent phospholipid binding; actin filament binding; cholesterol binding. Lineage: Eukaryota; Metazoa; Chordata; Mammalia; Carnivora; Mustelidae. The record is from RefSeq and is a predicted model, not a curated record. Gene Ontology annotation, biological process: plasma membrane repair; apoptotic signaling pathway; mitochondrial calcium ion homeostasis. The transcript has 26 exons.